This is a messenger RNA of Sabethes cyaneus, 720 nucleotides long. RefSeq lists its product as uncharacterized. Lineage: Eukaryota; Metazoa; Arthropoda; Insecta; Diptera; Culicidae. Bases 315 to 674 code for a protein of 119 amino acids. The transcript has 2 exons. The record is from RefSeq and is a predicted model, not a curated record.
CGGUGUAUACGUCUGUUUGUUUGUCGUUUGCCCCGUCUUUCGUUCCGGACAUGAUGCAAAAGUUCCAGAUGUGAAUUCACUGUGGCUCGCGGUUUUCAUAUAAAAGCAAUGGCGCUGUGGUAAUAGAAUUUAAUUAAGUUUUCCAUUUCACUCCAUCCAGUAAUCGUGCUUCGCGUGGAUCCCGGGGCGAGUCCGCAACAAACUAUCUUCUACGUCUGCGGAACAAACUAGCAGCGACGCGCAAAACUCCAACGGGAAAGAAUUUCAAUAAAAACUUUUCGGUGUCGGUACUGUCCUGUCCUGUAGGCCCGGAAAUGUCUGCUAAACUAUUCAUGCUUGCGGCGGCGGCAGUCGUCCUGCUAUCUGGCUUGACACUUUCCGAGGCUCAAACUCCAGCGCCAGCAGCGGGCCCAACAUUCGAGGAUUUGGUGCAGGAGCGGGAAGCUAAAACGUUGCACGUUCUAAAUCUGAUGGUCGCGGGUUCGAGCGCGCCACAAGAGUUGAAGGAUGCCGUGCUGGCCAACGCCCAGCAGGAGCUGGCCAACUGCGUCCAGCAGGCAUCCGUUCAUGCGAGCCCUGGUGUAUUCUACUCGUGUACUGGAUUGGUGCUUAAGAACGCAGGUACGGCACUGGGCGCUGCUGCUUCUUCCGGCGCUGCCGGAUCGGGUCUCUGAUAGUGGAUUGUGGACAAGAUGAAUUGUGAUGUUUUUUUUUCUGAUA